CGUUAUUUCAAAGGCAGCGCGAGUGCUGCCCUCCCUACCCGCAGCUACCCAAGAGUCUUCACAGCCCCCCGCCCCAUCAUCACGACCACAGAGGGAGGAAGACAGGAGGGCAGGCAAGCAAGCAAGCGCCCUUUCCCUCUGUGAUUCAGAUGCAGCACGAGAAGGGAUUCAGUUUUCCCAUGCCGCCCAUUGCACCCGCUUGCUCUGAAUCCCUGCUUUUGCCGAGUUAUCAUCACGCGCAACAGCCCACUCACGAGGGGCGCUUGGAGGGGGGCACUGCUCCGCUCGCCUUCAGAUAUUUUCGGCUUGAGGACUCUCGUCAUUUCCGCCAGGCUCUCUGGAGCGAGCGCAAGAAGGGAGGCACGGGAGGGCAGAGGGAAAAGAGCGCGGCCAGUGCGCCGCUCGGGAAGGGCGAGCCGGCGAGGGCACCGCUUGCAAGAAGAGACCCCAUCUGAACGCCGUUACGAACGUCCUGGAUCCCGCAGAGUCACGGGUGAGGGGCGGUAGGUAGGAGGCUCCGGAGCGCGCAGCCCUCUCCUCCUGCUUCCCACCGAGGCGGCAACAUGAACUGAAAGCCCCAGAAAGAGGCAGAAAGGGGGUGCGCGCCUGCGCGCGCGCUCACAUGCGCAACCGGGAAAGAGGAGCCGGGAGAGGAAGGCGAGGAUUUUAAGAGCAUCUUCCUCCGCCCGGGUUUGAAGGUCCAGCGAAGCUGUUUGGUGGGUGGAGGACAGGGGGGACCUGCCACCCUUCAAGGACCCUCGCCGCCUCCCCUUUCCCGUGCCGUCGGGGGCACUUGGCAAAGUUUUCCUCAUGGCGCUUAUUAUGGAACCUGUGAGCAAGUGGACCCCGAGCCAAGUGGUGGACUGGAUGAAAGGACUCGAUGACUGCCUUCAGCAGUAUAUCAAGAAUUUUGAAAGAGAGAAGAUUGGUGGGGACCAACUGCUACGUAUCACUCAUCAGGAACUGGAGGAUUUGGGAGUUACUCGAAUUGGGCAUCAAGAACUCAUUCUGGAAGCAGUUGAUUUGCUGUGUGCUUUGAAUUAUGGACUGGAAACUGAAAACCUAAAAACACUUUCUCACAAGCUAAAUGCAUCUGCCAAAAAUCUUCAGAACUUUAUCACAGGGCGGAGGAGGAGUGGUCAUUAUGAUGGUAGGACCAGCAGAAAAUUACCAAAUGACUUCCUUACCUCAGUGGUGGAUCUGAUUGGAGCUGCAAAAAGCCUCUUAGCUUGGCUGGACAGAUCACCUUUUGCUGCUGUGACAGAUUAUUCUGUUACAAGAAAUAAUAUCAUACAGCUCUGUCUUGAAUUAACAACGAUUGUACAACAGGACUGCACAGUAUAUGAAACAGAAAACAAAAUACUUCAUGUGUGCAAGACUCUCUCUAGUGUCUGUGACCACAUAAUCUCUCUAUCAUCCGAUCCUCUCGUUUCUCAAUCUGCUCACCUGGAAGUGAUUCAGCUAGCAAACAUCAAACCAAGUGAAGGGCUGGGUAUGUACAUUAAAUCAACAUAUGAUGGUCUCCAUGUAAUUACUGGAACAACAGAAAAUUCACCUGCAGAUCGAUGUAAGAAAAUCCAUGCUGGAGAUGAAGUGAUUCAAGUUAACCACCAAACUGUGGUGGGGUGGCAGUUGAAAAAUUUGGUGAAUGCACUACGAGAGGAUCCGAGUGGUGUUAUCUUAACUUUGAAAAAGCGACCUCAGAGCAUGCUUACCUCAGCACCAGCUUUACUGAAAAAUAUGAGAUGGAAGCCCCUUGCUCUGCAGCCUCUUGUACCUAGAAGUCCUACAAGCAGUGUGGCAACACCAUCUAGUACUAUCAGCACACCCACCAAAAGAGACAGCUCAGCCCUUCAGGACUUCUACAUUCCUCCUCCUCCAGCAGAACCAUAUAUACCCAGAGAUGAAAAGGGAAAUCUCCCAUGUGAAGAUAUCGGAAGACACCUUGUAGGAAAGCCAGUUCAUAAGGGAUCAGAAUCUCCAAAUUCAUUUCUUGACCAAGAAUACCGAAAGUGUUUUAAUGUGGUCGAAGAGGAUGCUGUUUUGUAUUGUUAUGAGUAUGAAAAAGGAAGAACAAGUAGCUCUGGGAGAAGAGAGAGCACUCCAACCUAUGGCAAACUAAGACCUACAUCUAUGCCCGUAGAAUAUAAUUGGGUAGGAGACUAUGAAGAGCCGAGCAAGACAAAAAGAGAUAGUAGAAGAGAAAAUUCACUACUUCGAUAUAUGAGUAACGAGAAAAUAGCUCAGGAAGAUUACAUGUUUCAGAGAAACAGCAAAAAGGACACAGGCAAAAAAUCGAAAAAGAAAGGAGACAAAGGCAACAGUCCAAGUCAUUACUCCCUGCUGCCCAGUUUACAAAUGGACUCGUUAAGGCAAGACAGCAUGACCACCCCUGGUCCUGAAACAUCCUUGUAUCAUACAUUUCAGCAAUCCUCUCUACAGCACAAGUCUAAAAAGAAGAACAAAGCCACUGCACAAAGUAAAAGUAAAAGGCGGAUUUCUUGUAAAGAUCUUGGUCGUGGAGAUUGUGAAGGCUGGCUGUGGAAAAAGAAGGAUGCCAAGAGUUAUUUCUCCCAAAAAUGGAAAAAAUAUUGGUUUGUUCUGAAGGAGACUUCUCUUUACUGGUAUAUCAAUGAGGAGGACGAGAAAGCAGAGGGAUUCAUCAGUCUACCAGAAUUUAAAAUUGAUAGAGCAAGUGAAUGUCGUAAGAAAUAUGCGUUCAAAGCCUGUCAUCCUAAAAUCAAAAGCUUUUAUUUUGCUGCUGAACAUCUAGAUGACAUGAACAGGUGGUUAAACAGAAUUAAUAUGCUAGCUGCUGGUUAUGCAGAAAGAGAAAGAAUCAAACAAGAACAAGAUUACUGGAGUGAGAGUGACAAAGAAGAGGCAGACACACCAUCGACACCCAAGCAAGACAGCCCACCUCCGCCAUAUGACACAUAUCCACGACCUCCUUCGAUGAGCUGUGCAAGUCCUUUUGUAGAACCAAAGCAUAGCCGGCUGUCAUCCACCGAAACAUCCCAAUCCCAAUCGUCACAUGAGGAGUUCCGACAGGAAACAGUGGGGAGUACUGUUGAAUCUCCAAUCCGCAAAACAGCCAGCCAGAGACGUUCUUGGCAGGAUUUAAUAGAAACACCACUAACAAGCUCAGGGCUGCACUACCUACAGACCCUGCCCCUUGAAGAUUCAGUUUUCUCUGAUAUGGCUAUUGUCUCUCCAGAACACAGGCGGCAAUCAACUCUUCCAACUCAAAAGUGCCACCUACAGGAUCACUAUGGCCCUUUUCCUUUAGUAGAGGGUGAGAGGAUGCAAGUACUAAAUGGGAAUGGGGGAAAGCCCCGCAGUUAUACUUUGCCUCGGGAUAGUGGGUUUAACCAUUGCUGCCAGACCUUUUCAGUCAGUGCCUCCAGUCAUCACGAAGAAGUGCCACAGAAAGAGGAAGAGGAGGAAGAGGAAGGAGGCAGGGAAAUAGCAUCAGAAAACCAUGAAGAUGAAAUACUCUCCUUAGAACCUUUACAGGAUUCCAAUUCUGGCAUGGAUCCUGUACUCUUCUCAUCUGGAGAUUCAGGGACAAUAUACCCCAUAAAGGAUCAGAAACCCUGUGGAGCAGCCUAGCCAGAAAUUGCAGCUGGAUUACUGAAGCAGAUCUCUACAAGUAAUGGGCUAAAGCACUGCGAGAGUUGAUAGAACCUCCCCAUGCCAACUCGGAUCCACUUCUCUUGGCACUGAACCGUUUGGACUCAGAGAUUGAUAAACUAUUGAUUAGAGAAUUUAAAUCGGAGAGAAUUGGCACGACGGAGACUCAUCUUCAGCCUCUUGCAAGCAACCUCUAAUGUCCUGCAUUCAGAAAGCCAAUCAAUUCUUCUUGAAUAACUUUGAUGUUUAUAAGUAAGAACUGACUUUAAAACAUAGGCAACCAAAUGCCCGGGUAAGGGGCCUCCAGGAAAGUCUUACAAAGGGCAAAGCUGUUGCCAGACCUAUUGCUUUUCUUUUGAAGAAUGCAUCCUUUCUACAGAGGCACUAGGCGCAAUACAUGGCUACAUGGAAUACCAUUGCAGAAAAUACUGCCACCAACUUGGGAAAAACAGAAGGGGAAGAGGGUCAUUGCAUGGGAAGGGCUAUGAUGACACUCAGGUGUGUUCUGCAGUCUUCAAGGAAGGAAAGAGGGAUCAGCUAUGGUAACUAUAAAAUCCUAUUUUUUGAAAUGGACUUCAGUCACUUCCAUCCAGACCAAGUGGGCAAAAGCUAAUAGCAUUCUUGGUGUAUUUUGCAUUAGUGAAGGAAAAUAACUUGCUGUGUAUAAUACUGAAUUAAUGUAUUCUAUCACAUUUAGGAGUGCACAGAUUAUUGCAAGACUUACAGCCUAACCAUGUUAACUUGGAAAACUAUAUCCUAUUGACUACACAAAAUUGUAUUUAUUUAAAUCUGGGACAGGCCCAAUCACAUGCAAAACAGGGCACUAGGUUCCAAUUUUUACAGCAAAAUGACAUUGAGAUGCAGCUGUUAAACCUCCCAUACCAACAGUUUAGUUCCCCCUGACCCUGCUCUGACUUCAAAAGGGAGCUUAGCUAGGAGGAAUGUGCUUGGAGAGGUUCCAUGAUGAAAUAAGAGUUGAGUGUAUGGAUGGUUCAGCUCUUCUCAGCUCUUUUCCUGUAAAAAUCAGACCUUCCAGCCCCUGGUUUAUAUCUGGGUUUAAAUAAAUGGGUCUGUUCCUGUUGCGUGUAGUUUGAACCUUUUGUUCAAUUAAAUAUGCUUAGGAUUGCAAUAGAGUUUGUUAACUGGUUUGUAAUGAUUUAUCAGCUGGUGCACAGAUGCUGGCUAUCAUAAUGAAGUGAUGCAUCACACUGGAAUGUUUCAGACUUUGGAGAUAGAAAACUUCAGUUUCUCCAUACUUUCUAAGAUUUAAAUGUGAGUGAUGUUGCUUUGCAGCGCAGGCAUAAAGUAUUCUCUGUAAAUCAUUCAUGGUCCAUAGGAGGUGGUUCUGAGACCAAGAUUUUCUUGGAAUACCUUUCAAAGUGGAUUCAGAUUUUAUCAGUAGGUACUGGGUCUCCUAUGGAUCAUUAUUUGCCUGUAUCUCUGUGACUGGAUGUGGAUUUCUUUCUAUUUUUAGCUAAGGAUGUACUGUAAUGUCAAUGCUAAUUUCAUACUAUCCUAUGGAGAGAUUAUUUUAAAACAUAUUUUGAAAUGUUUUAUUUCUGUCAGGUCAAUGUAUGGUAUUGCAUUCUGUUAAUACCAAUAAAAUUAUAUAUAAUUAUUUA
Sphaerodactylus townsendi is the source of this 5255-nucleotide messenger RNA. It is a transcript of the gene CNKSR2, whose product is annotated as connector enhancer of kinase suppressor of Ras 2. Gene Ontology annotation, molecular function: protein binding. Gene Ontology annotation, cellular component: cytoplasm; membrane. The transcript is spliced from 23 exons. Lineage: Eukaryota; Metazoa; Chordata; Lepidosauria; Squamata; Sphaerodactylidae. The record is from RefSeq and is a predicted model, not a curated record. The coding region runs from base 811 to 3612 and encodes 933 amino acids. Gene Ontology annotation, biological process: regulation of signal transduction.